Messenger RNA from Heterotrigona itama, 418 nucleotides. The record is from the annotation of a GenBank genome assembly. Lineage: Eukaryota; Metazoa; Arthropoda; Insecta; Hymenoptera; Apidae.
AUCUAUCUUCAUUUUGGCGACGUAGUGAAGUCCGAUAUUUUGUCGCCAGACGAAGUUGUGAAAGUCUAGAGUUGCAGUUUUGACAUUUAUUUAGUUAUCAAUUAAAAAUUAAAACAACAUCAUGAACUUUUUAGUAAGAAACGUAGUGAGCGCUAGAUCUUAUUUUACAAGAUGCAGUGAAGAACAAGAGAAACGAGCCGUAGUUGUAAACCAGAACCAGUACCUAGUUUACGUGAAAUCACGUGAAGUUUCAUCGGUAUUGUUUGCGGUUCCCAUAAGUGUAACAAGACCAGACAACUCCAUAGGAAUUCGAGUGAUGUCUCGAAUUUCCGUAAGCCUUUCCACCAGAUCGGUAUCUCCGCUUUCUCGACGGAGUAAAUAUAGGAAAAGGGGUGGUCGAACUAAAAAGGGACCAUGA